GGCAGUUUACCGCCAACGCUCACGAAGGUUCCAUGUCAACGGCGUCGGUUAAAAAAGCGUUACGUCAAGUUUAAACCGUGCCAUUAUUUGAAAUUUAUAUUUUACUUAAGUUCUCGUUUGUAGUUAGUUGUUUUUUUUGUUGUUGACGUAACUGAUAGUGAUUGCUAUCGAUAAGGUGAUAACAGUAUCUAUAGUCCGAGGACUGGAGUUUGUUGGUUUUUGUGAUGCAUCUAUCGGAAUGUGCAUUGUCGAAUGUUGGAUUAUAAUCGAGUUUCGGCCUGAACGAGCUUUCUGCGUCCGGUGUCGGUGCAAGGCGUCAUGGAACACUCCCUGCAGCACCGCGAGCGAGUCGGAGUUCAGGACUUCGUGCUGCUAGAGGACUUCCGCUCUGAAGCAGCGUUCAUAGACAACCUGAAGAAACGCUUCCACGAGAACAUUAUAUACACGUACAUAGGCAACGUGCUGAUCUCAGUGAAUCCCUACAAGAACCUUCCUAUAUACACGGAGGAGAAACAGAGGCUGUACUACAAGAAGGCUUUCUUUGAGGCGCCACCACAUGUAUUUGCUAUCGCGGACAACGCCUACAGAUCGCUAGUGUACGAACACAGGGAACAAUGUAUAUUGAUUUCAGGGGAAUCCGGUUCGGGUAAAACCGAGGCGUCCAAGAAAGUUCUCGAAUACAUCGCAGCUCGCACGAAUCACCUGCACAAUGUGGAGACCGUUAAAGACAAACUGCUUCAGAGCAAUCCGCUCCUGGAAGCGUUUGGGAACGCCAAAACAAAUAGAAACGACAACUCCAGUCGCUUCGGGAAGUACAUGGACAUACAGUUCAACUACGAAGGUGCACCUGAAGGUGGACACAUCCUGAACUAUCUGCUGGAGAAGUCUAGAGUUGUGAGUCAAAUGGCCGGCGAGAGGAACUUCCACAUAUUCUACCAACUCCUGGCCGGUGGGGACAAGGAGCUGAUGAAGCAGUUGAGGCUGCAAGGAAGAUCGGAAGUCUACAAAUACACUACCGACCUGACGUCAGCGAGUCAGAAAAUGAACGACGCUGACCAGUUCCGCGUAGUGAGAGAGGCGAUGAAGGUCAUCGAAAUAGGAGACAGCGAACAGCGCGAGAUGUUUGAGAUAGUCGCCAGCGUGUUGCAUCUCGGCAACGUGAAGUUUGUUCAGAACGAUAAAGGCUAUGCUGAGAUCCUCAACCACGACGCCAACAGCCAGAACGUGGCCGAGCUUCUGAAAGUAAACACGACGAGAUUGCGUGAAGCCCUAACGAGUAGGACGAUCGAGGCUCGCGGGGACGUGGUCAACACGCCCCUGGACCUGGAGCAAGCUCACUACGCCCGGGACGCGCUCGCUAAGGCCAUCUACGAGAAACACUUCGGCUGGCUGGUCGCCAGACUCAACGCCUCGCUGGCCCCCAGAGACAGAGACGCGAAAGCAUCGGUCAUCGGUAUCCUGGACAUAUAUGGAUUCGAAAUUUUCCCUAAAAACAGCUUCGAACAGUUCUGCAUCAACUUCUGCAACGAGAAGCUGCAACAGCUGUUCAUCCAGCUGACACUCAAGUCGGAACAGGAGGAGUAUCUGAGGGAAGGCAUCGAGUGGGAGCCCAUCGAGUACUUCAACAACAUCGUCAUAUGUGACCUCAUAGAAGAGAGGCAUAGAGGCAUCAUAUCCAUCCUGGACGACGAGUGUCUCCGCCCCGGGGAGGCCAACGACCUCAGCUUCUUAGAGAAACUCUCCCAGAGACUGGACGGACAUAAACACUUCAAGUCACACAAGAAGGUCGACUCCAAGACCCAGAAGCUGAUGGGACGAGAUGAAUUUUGUCUGGUGCACUACGCGGGUGAGGUGACCUACAACGUGAACACUUUCAUUGAGAAGAACAACGACCUUCUGUUCAGAGACCUGCAGGGACUCAUGGCGGCCAGCGGAAAUAACAUCGUCGGCCGGUGCUUCAAGGACAUGAAUCUGAUGAGCAAGAAACGUCCGGAGACAGCGGUGACACAGUUCAAGGUGUCCCUCAACGAGCUGAUCAAGAUCCUCAGCAGCAAGGAACCUUCAUACAUCCGGUGCAUCAAACCCAACGACUUCAAAACACCCAUGCACUUCGACGACAAGCUGGUGUCCCACCAGGUGAAGUACCUGGGGCUGAUGGAGAACCUCCGCGUGAGACGAGCUGGGUUCGCCUACAGGAGGCAGUACGACGCCUUCCUCGAGAGAUACAAGUGCCUAAGCCCUGAGACUUGGCCCAACUACCGCGGCCCAGCGCGAGAGGGGGUCCAGAAGUUAGUGGCGGCGCUCCGAUACGAGAAAGAGGAAUACAGGAUGGGCAACACGAAGAUAUUCAUCCGUUUCCCGAAGACGUUGUUCGAGACCGAGGACGCGUUCCAGAUCAAGAAGAACGACAUCGCCACCAUCAUACAGAGCCGCUGGCGAGGGUACAGGCAGCGGAGGAGGUAUCUGGAGAUGAAGCGGGCGGCGGUCAUCAUACAGAAGUGGGUGAGGAGGUUCCUCGCCCAGAGACUGAGGGAGAGGAGGAGGCGGGCCGCUGACGUCAUCAGGGCCUUCAUCAAAGGUUUCAUCACCCGCAACGGUCCAGAGACGGUGGAGAACCGACGUUUCCUCGGCAUCGCGAAGGUACACUGGCUGAAGCGCCUCGCGACUCAGCUGCCCAAACACCUGCUUGACCUUUCCUGGCCGCCCUGCCCCGCCACGUGUCAGGACGCCUCCAAACAACUCCACAAGCUACACCGACUACAUCUAAGCAGGAAGUACCGCCUGGCAUUGUCCCCGGAAGAUAAGAAGCAAUUUGAAUUGAAGGUGCUGGCUGAGGCCAUGUUCAAGGGUAAGAAGAACAGUUACAACAGCAGCAUCCCGGAGCGGUUCGUCGCGGACAGACUGUCUGAAGAACAGCGAGUAUUGAGAGACACGUUCAUGGCCUCGCCCGCCUGGCCGGCGCAAGAGAAACUCAUUUACUCGUGCGAGGCGGUGAAGUACGACCGGCGCGGGUACAAGCCCCGGCCGCGGUCGCUGGUGGCGUCGGACGCGGCGCUGUACGUGCUGGACGCGGGCUCGCGGAAGAUGUUCAAGGUGAAGCACCGCCUGCCGCUCGACAAGCUGCGAGUCGUCCUCACCAACGAGAGCGACGGACUGCUGCUGGUCAAAAUACCGCAGGACCUCAAGAAGGAUAAGGGCGACCUCAUAAUGUCCGUGACGCACUUGAUCGAAGCCCUCACCAUCGUCACCGACUACACCAAAAAACCGGAAAUCAUCGAGAUAGUUGACACCAGGACCAUCGCUCACAACCUGGUGAACGGUAAGCAGGGUGGUACCAUCGAGGUGACGCAAGGCACGCAGCCCGCCAUCCACCGCGCCAAGAGCGGCAACCUGCUAGUUGUGGCAUCCCCAUAGAGACCAGUAUUUGAAUAGGAACUGUAUUUUUGAAGCAACAGUCAAAAUGUAGCGGUAUUCUUAAAGUCCUCUCUAUGUUACGAUUCUGUUAUAAAACCUGUUUCGAAAAAUAAUGUUUUAUACGAAGAGUAUUUCUAUUUAUUUGUAACCGACAUUAUUAAGUGUUCAUAUAACUACUGCCUUUUCUUAUACAUAUAAUAGCUCGUCUAGUUAAUUUAUGACGUAUGAACUACCAACGGCUAAUAAUUGUUUUGCUGAUAAGAUGUAUUCCCAUUUACUAAUUAUAAUUUAUUUUUCAUUAGAUAUAUUUUUUUGACUACGACUUUACUAUUACAUUUCAGUCUUUUUAAUAUAUAUUAUUUAAAUAAUAAAUUAAGUAUGUCGUACAAAGUACUUAUAAAGUAGGUAACACACGCCAGAAAUAUAGAUGAAUUUUACGGAACGUGUAGCACCUACUUUUCCUGUUGGAAAUUAAAAAAAAAAUACUUAGUGUUUAUUUACAAAUCCGAUUAUAUAUUGACACGUUAUUUUAGGCUUUAGUAAGCUGAAUCGAAGGUGCCUCUGUUAAUGUAGAAAUAAAGCUUGUGCGGACUCCUGGAGUCUGGGAGCUAGACAACUGUCAAGUGAUUUUUAUAACCAAAAAGGGUUACCAGAUUUUUUAAUUAGCUUACUAAUCGUAGUUUACUCCGGUUUGCCAUAAGUUUAUAUAACAUAAGUGCCUUCUCGUUCUAAGCAAGUUCCUUUGUAGUCAAUUUAUGAAAUAUAUGUAUUUUUAAAAA
Molecule: messenger RNA, 4193 nt
Organism: Danaus plexippus (monarch butterfly)
Lineage: Eukaryota; Metazoa; Arthropoda; Insecta; Lepidoptera; Nymphalidae
Gene: Myo61F
Product: unconventional myosin IC
Exons: 20
Coding region: 319-3414 (1031 amino acids)
Biological process (GO): vesicle transport along actin filament; actin filament organization
Cellular component (GO): vesicle; myosin complex; microvillus
Molecular function (GO): actin filament binding; ATP binding; microfilament motor activity
Source: RefSeq, a predicted model, not a curated record